AUGGCAGGAAUGGAUGCGCAUGAGGCACUCCUUGAGCGAAGAUCUCACAUCGGAUUCGACAAAGUGUUGUACAACGGAGAGAGAGGCAGAUUGAUGCGCGCAAUGCGGCCCGACGAGCGCAAGAUCUUGAAAGCAGCAGAGCAUGCCACCGCGCAGGCGAAUCUCAACCUCAACAAUCAGUCGACGAUCACGAAAACUGGUGCGAAGCCAACGUUUCUAGCACUUCCCGUCGAGGUUCGAUGGCUGAUUUACAACCACCUAUCCGGCUGUCAACGCAAAAUUAACCUUUUCAGCACGAAGAGAUCACCCUUCUUCAGAUCAUGGGUAUCAAGGUUCCCAGAUCUGAGCCUAGUCUGCCAGCAACUCAAAGCUGAAGUCGACCGACAUUUCCUCGAAACUCAGACGUAUGCCUUCCAAAACGUUCCGGCAGUGAAGAGAUGGUGCAACAAGGAUCAAGUCAAGGUCUCAACCAUGCGACAUGUCGAGUUUUGCUUCAAUACUCCAAUGCUGCUCAUGAAUGUCACUUCCACGCGCGAGGGCUUCAAGAAUUUGAAAGAACUUACAAUCCGGAGGACUUGGACCUGGAAGUCUGAUCUUACCUGCACCGACCGCGAGUCCGAGGAUCAUGUGCGCCAAUCGUAUUUGCCUCAUCUUCGGGAGGAUGCUGGAUGGUUCCAAAGUCAGGGCGACAUAAGCAACAACAUGCUUCUGGUGUGGCGCCAGCCGGAGAUUGUUCUUCAUUGCCUUCCUCAAUUUCAAACUGGAGUCAUAGAGUGGGCGCCCACCCCAGAAGAAUGGCGCAAUGGCAUCUACUCAGUUCGGUUUCGAGUUCACGACUUCAAGCCGUCUCACCAUGCACAGUUGGAUACUAAGCGAUGGAAGCCAAUCGAUCUCACUAGGUCUAGAACUAUCUCUGAGAUCACGUUCAUGAUUUUGAGCCGAUCUUCACCCGAGCGCCAGUCAGUAGGAAAGUUCUUCCGCGAAGUUCCUGGCUAG
Molecule: messenger RNA, 996 nt
Organism: Cyphellophora attinorum
Lineage: Eukaryota; Fungi; Ascomycota; Eurotiomycetes; Chaetothyriales; Cyphellophoraceae
Exons: 2
Coding region: 1-996 (331 amino acids)
Source: RefSeq, a predicted model, not a curated record